UUUGUGUUUCAUUAUUCAAGAGAAAUAAUUGACAAAUUUAUUAAUUUUGUGUUGUUUGAUUUUGAUAAUUUGACAUUUGACAGAAAAACACCACAAUGUCAAUUAAAUUUCUUUUGUAACCCAAAAAUAGUCAAAAACCAUGGCUGAAACUCUCCUAAAUCAAGCAUUAUCACCCGAUUUCGACCCCAAACCGUUCAUCAAGUGGCUCACAAGCCCCAACUUGCAGGGGGCCCACAGCGCCCAUUACCCGUGCUCUCGCAGCGAUUUUAUCACGUUUUUUCUCAAUUACGUCCACGAGGACAUCGGUAGUGCUCUCAGCGACCGCAAACCCGACCCCGAAGACAGCAAAAGUAGCAACGAAUUGAAUCGCUCCCACAGCUUCCCCCUCGAUUUAAGCGCGGAAUUGGACAGUAGCGUUGCUAGUAGUACCCCAAAGAUGCUCAAAGUGGGGUCGGAUAGUAGUGUUUUGAGUCACAUGAGCCCCAUUUCGCCCAUUCAAGGUUUCUCACCCAAAACUCUCUGUUUGGGGGAUUUCCUGGUGAAUACGCGGAAAGUUAAACGGAGGAUUAAACCCACGAAUUUGACCCAAAACACCACCGGGUUUCACAAGUCGGAAAAUAGUUUUAAUUUUAGCGGAAAUGAGGAGUUUCCAAGUGGGCGAAGUUUGUUACUCGAGGAGAGACUGAAAGUGGCUUUUUCACGCAGUCCUAGGGCUUUGACUCGAGUGUCAGGGGGCGAAAUUCAAGCCGAAUUGAGUCAAGUCACUCAUCGGUUUGAAAUUGACCGAAUUGUUCAAUUUUAUUGUGUUUUAAUCGACGAUUUUGUGGUUAAUAUCACGAGCGAAAUUUAUUUUUUAAUCUCAUUGCUUUUAAAAAAACAAUUUUUGAGUAAUGAUUGGGGAAUUGCGGUUUUGAGUGAUAAAAUAACAAGUUUCUUGUUUAAUUCAAUUCACAAUGUUGUGUAUUUUGCGAGUAAAUCACUGGAAAAACAGGGCCGGAUUUUGCGUAAUUAUGACAAUUCAACGGUUCGGUUACUAACCGAAAAUAACCGAUUGUGUGAAUUCGCGCCGACUUUGAUCCAAUCAUUGCAACAAAUUGUAAAACCGGACCGAAUUUCCGAAAUUGAAUCGUUUCAAAAUAACAUUUGUUUUAAUUCAGACACUGAUAAUCGUCAAAAUUUCCCGAAUGAUUUAUCAUUUCAUGCGUUUAAAAAACAGCGUGAUUUAUUUUAUGACAUUUUGCGUGUGUGGGAGCAGCACCAUCUAGCGUCCGGUUUUAAUUAUGUGGUGAGUCUUGGCGGGAAAAUUCAAACACUUUUGAGUCUCUCCAACGAACCCACGAAUUUUAUUCAUUUCUCGCGCUUGUUUAAAGCCCAAUUAUUGACAUGUCGCAAUUCGGAUUGUGACGAUUUUGUGACAAGUCUCGAUGUGGAUGCUGAAAAACUGAAUAAACUGAAAAAUCGGUGUGUGACGAAGGAGACUUGUCAUGGGUUGAAUUCGUUGCCGAAGUUCAGCGAAAGUGAGGAGUUUUACAGGGAUUUUAUUGUUGUGGGGGCGAAUUUUGUGUUUAAUCGACAUUUGGCCGAUGCUCUUAUUGAGGAGAUAAUUGAGUUGAAUGAGAGUUAUUUUAGUAAUAAUGAGGAAGAGGGUGAGAAUAGUGUGGAUUUGGUGACGAAAAAGUCGUAUUAUUCGUGUAUUAAAUCGUUGAGGAUUUUGGCUAAGUUUUUGGGGUUUGUUGAGUCGUUGCCGUAUAAAAGUCAGUGUGGGGGUUAUUCGGAACAGUUGAUGACCACGCAUUUGAAAAUACGAAAACAGAUUUGUCCGAAUUUCGACGUGAAAACCCUCCUCGAAACUUCAGUUCGUCGCAAAUCAGUGAUUUUGUGCGUCCCUUGGCUCAUCAAAUACCUCUCAAUGCUCGACACAGUCACCCUAAAACUCCCCUAUUACACCCAAAUCCAUAGCACUCUUUUCUGGAUAUAUCGCAAUUUUGAUUGGGGUCCCGACCCCAACAUCUACCUCAUCAAAUUCUGUCUUGGUUGGCUAUUUGAACUUCCACACAUCCCCGACCACAACUACUCCUUUUUUUUCUCAACUCCACCUCAAAACACAACUCCCAAAACCCACAUUGACCAAUUAGAAAUCGUCGAUCAAGAUAUUUUAUAUUUUUGUUGUCCAUAUUUAAACGAAAUCAAGAAACUCCUAACAACAACUUCAACCAAUCAGAUGAUUACAAUAAAGCAUAUAACUCCGGUUACUGCACAACAACAAACACCGGACGAAAUCGCCCGGAAAAAACUCGAACAACAACUUGAAGAUGCAUUUUUCAAUGGACAACCGAUUUCGUUGCGAAAAAGUGUCGAUUUUGUUAGUGAAAGAGUCGCAUCGACUUGUGUUAAAUAUGUGUGUGGUGUUUUAGUGCCUGAAUAUAAGAAAAAAUCACUUGAAAAAUUCAAAAACUUGAUUUGUGAUGAAGAUGUUAGUGGUUUGAAAUUGAAAGCGAAUCAGUUUGCUACAGAGUGUUUACAAGAGUUUCAAGAAGUUUGUGAGAGUGAAAUUGAGAAAAUUUUAGACAGUAAAGUGAAAAAUGGAGUUGAAGCUUUAUUGGCGAUGGAUGUUUUGCCACAGACAAGAGAGGUUUGUGUGGGGAUUACGAGGAAAAUGUGUAGGGAGAGGGUGAGGCAAUGGGUGGAGGCACAUGUCACGAUUGUGAUUUUCACCAAGGAUUUCAACGACGAGAUUUAUAAAAUGACUAAUACGGAAACGAAAAAAUUAAAAAAACCGCUUUUUAUGCUGCCCCCAGGCGGCUCCAAGUCGCAACACAAUGACAAAACAAUCAGUGGCGCACAUCUCGUUGAAAAAUUUAGGAAUUUAACAACUGACGUCAUUGAAGGAAAACAAAAUGUCUCCAAUCAACUAAACACCCUAUUGGACGCCACCAUCAAGAGUAUAAACGAAAGAGGGGACUUCAAUCAGUGUGUUUUGGCUACACUGUGUACUGUAAUACUCGAUUUAAUUAUUUUAUUACUCGGCCAUGAUGCUCGUAUUUUAUCACAAGAUGGCGUUCUGUCAAAAUCACGUGACAUUUGGUGUUUGUAUUAUAAUGGUUGUGAUGAUCUUUUUAAAUCGUUGUUAUCACCACGAAAUGUCAUAAUUUUGGGCCAAUCAAAAGUCACGUGGGACGCAUUUGCCCAAUUUUGUGCGUUUCUAUUGGAGCACAAUCUAUUGACUUGUGAUAGUUUUGAAUCGCAGUGUACUGGGAUUUUUCGGACUGAGUGGGAUCAGGUAACUUUGACGUUUAUUACAGAUUUUUUCAGAACUUUUCACAAGUUGUAUCGUGAUCAAGGUGGCCGUGCGUCCGAUUUUACUUUUCUACUUGACUUUUUCUCCGAUUAUUGUGGAGACUUGAUUUAAUUUUUUAUUGUAUUUUAAUAAAUAAAUUUUAUUUAUUUAGA
Molecule: messenger RNA, 3450 nt
Organism: Tribolium madens (black flour beetle)
Lineage: Eukaryota; Metazoa; Arthropoda; Insecta; Coleoptera; Tenebrionidae
Gene: dlt
Product: codanin-1
Exons: 7
Coding region: 140-3409 (1089 amino acids)
Biological process (GO): chromatin organization
Cellular component (GO): nucleus
Source: RefSeq, a predicted model, not a curated record